AUGUUAAGAUUUUUAAACUGGCAACCAACUCUUUGUGCAUCGGAAGAAGAUUUAUCUUCCAAUGGUGAAAAUGAACGAUUAAAACGAUACAACGAAUUAACAAGAUCAAUGUCCGAACUUCUUCACGAGACUUUAAAUUUAAAAUUGGCUCCUAAAUUUACCGCACAUGCCCUGGGUUCGAAAUUCGUUGGAAAAAAAGAAAAAUCAAAAAAAUCAUUUUCUAAAAAAGCAGAUUUAUAUGCAGAUGAUAAAUGGGUUAGUGCUGACGAAACUUCUGUAACCGCCGAACAAUCUCUAAUUUCUCUUCAGUACUACAAUUUACCCGUUUAUCACGGUUCUCCCAAUGCGUUUUGUGUUGAAUUUUUUGCCGUCCACCAUAAUUUUGAUGAGAGACUUUGUUUAGGAUUUAUUGAAGCUGCUUUUGAAGUGUUCCAAGAUUUAGAUUACUGUAUAUUUACAAUACCAUCACAGUCUCCGACUUUUCCACUAUUAGAUUUAUUUACCAGAGUUACUCCUAGACCUUUGAAAAGAUUUAAACAAGAAUUAUACGUUUGUCAUAGAAGUUCCAUCAUGAUUACUUUUAUGAGAGUUAGACGGGUUAACAAAUCGGAUCUGGAUGAAAUUGCAAAUUUACUUAAUGGUAUCAAAAAUAAGGAUUUUAUUUAUGCGGAUAUAGCAAGUAGUUGUUUUUACACUGACAGUGCUUACCAAGCAUUUGUACUCGUUUGUUUUAAAUCCAUAGUCGGUGUUGCUGUAGUAUGCGAUUUAUUAGACUUUGACAUGCACAAAAUUGAUUACCACGCUAUAUUAAAGCAUUUAAUUUUAAGCCCUAUUUAUCAAGCCCACGGUCGUUUUUUCCUGAGGGAUAUUAUGAGAAUGGCCGAUACGACUGCUUUAUACAGAACCCGUUACGAAGAAGCAGAGGGCAAUUGGAGUUCGUCAAUAAUAAACGUAUUGGGUCAACUGGUACCGGUCAAACCUAAAAGAACUUUUCACGUGCCAUCUUUAGGAACAAAUGUUCCUCCUCCGCAUUUUCUUAUCGAAGAAGAACCAUUUUCUUUAUAUCAUAUAAAUUCGAGAAUAUGUGGAGUAAAAAAAUUUAGCUGCAAUAUAAACGUUGUCGUGGUGGGAGCUUCAAGAACCGCAUUCGCUUUUUUAGAAUACGUUUUUUUUUCGCCUUCUGCAACUUAUGUCACUUAUAAUAAUUUCACUUUGGUAGAUCCUCAUGGACUAAGUACAGAUUUACCAACUCAUCCAGCAAGAGAUUGUAUUUUUCCUUUCCGCGGAAAAUUUAGUCGUUAUUACAAAAUACAAAUAUGUUUGAAAGCUUAUGUUAAUUACGUUUACGGUAUUAUGACGUCAAUUAAUAGAGUAGAGAAAUAUAUAACCAUUAAUAAUGAUUUAACUUUACCUUAUGAUUACCUGAUACUAUUGUGUGGAAGACAGUAUGUUAUGCCCGUACCAUUUUCAACAGUUUCUGAAUUUAAAGAAUGUCGCAGAAGAUUUAGACCAAGAUGCACUCUAUUUAAGUAUUUAACAAAUUUGCAGAGCAAAGAAAAAGAAUUUGAAACUCCUUAUCCAUCGAAUGUGUUUAUAAUUAAUUCUUUAGUGGAUGCCACAAAUGUUUUUAUUUCACUACAAUAUUUAAUUCAUAAAAGAAAAGGAUCUGUUAUUAAUACCCUGAAAGAUUUAAAAAUUGAUCACUAUCAGGGAUACAUAUUACACGAUUGGAAUUUUUGCGAUAAUAAUCAAAUUCAAUCGGCUACAUUUCAUGCAGAAAAACCAAUUAAUGAAGCUUCUUUAGUUUACGAUGGAAAACUUGUUAUAAAUAGCUCAUUUCAAACUAAUGAUGAAUACAUAUAUGCAGCUGGUGGUUUGACUAAAUACAAAAGAAAAUAUUAUGCCACUGAUCGAAAUCAUAAAUACUACAAUGCCAACGAAUUAGCCGAAAUUAUCAGGAAAAAAAUUGAUCCGACAAUGGAAGAUACGGAAAAUGAAAAACCUUCCGAAUUAGUACCGGAUAUGAAGGAACCAUUAAUUUUUUACGGUUCCUUACCUGGAGAUUGGAAUUUUUUACAUAUAAAAAGACCUGGAAAAAAUAAAGAAAUAGACACUAAUACAACAAUUCAACAAAUUGGAGAUAUAUUAAUAACCGGAGAUUGUAAAAUGAGUAACGGAAAUGGAUAUUUUAAAUUGACAUUAGAUGAUUUCGGUUUCGUCAUGGAUAUUAUGUUGUUUGGAAAACACGAAAAACUUCUUAAUGAUUUAUUAGUUAGAUUCGAUUUAGGAAUGAUAAAUGAUUUUUAUUCAUAUUUUCGAGAACCUUGGACUUAUGCAAUAUAUCAUGACGAAUUUAAAUUUGUUCAAAGUGAUAAUUAUAAAUUACUUGAAGAAGAAGUACCUCCUGAAAAUUCAGAAAAAAUUGUCGAUAUGGUUAUGAAAACUCUUAAAGCUAGUAAUUGGCAAAGGCCUCGUAAUGAAAGCAUAAGAGAAAUUAAGGCACAUUUUAAUCAAUCUAAUGUUAAACAGCGAAUAAUUGACAACAUAUUAGAUUUUCUUUAUUAUUACGAAGAACCUUUUCCGAUGUACGCCACGCCAAAAAUUCUUCAAGCUCUUCUACGUGAUUCAAAUUCUUCCGUACUUCAUAAACUUCCUCCUCAUGAAGGUUCGACAAAAUCCUCAAUUAGAAUUUCCGAUAUGGUUCACCGAUAUUAA
Pediculus humanus corporis (human body louse) is the source of this 2715-nucleotide messenger RNA. RefSeq lists its product as uncharacterized. The transcript has 15 exons. The record is from RefSeq and is a predicted model, not a curated record. The coding region runs from base 1 to 2715 and encodes 904 amino acids. Lineage: Eukaryota; Metazoa; Arthropoda; Insecta; Psocodea; Pediculidae.